GUCAGGCUCUCCAAACGAACAUGGACGUCGACUACGUGAUCAGCUACCGGUUUGCAAACACGGGCAAAGCUACUGCGAUUGCGAGGUUUGAGAAGCUGGUUGAGGCUCUUGCGUCUGUGGGACUGCAGACAGAGGCCCGCAAUGGGGAUAGACAUUCGGUGCUGCUCUUCGUGAGAGUCGCUUCCGACGAGCAUUUGUUUGGCGAGGUCUACAGGUCAAGAGUUCGAGACUGGAUUCAUGGCGUCCGUGCUGCUGCCCCGCCCAAGGAGACACGCGAAGCCCUCGAGGCAGAACCGCUAUAUGAAGCCGAGCGACUGCGCAUCAUAUACCAGCUGAUCACGAACCCAGUGUCCGAGGGUGGAGCUGGCAUCACGCCGAAGGAGGGCGAGUGGGAGAGUGUGGAGUCCAUCUUCGCGCUGCAUGAUCACGCAUACAAUAAGGAUUGGAUCAAGAAAUGGACCUCAUCCUACUUCUUGAAGACUGAAGACCUAGAUGACAUUAGGAAUCGUCUGGGCGAGAAGAUCGCUUUCUACUUCGCCUUCACGCAGUCGUACUUUACCUUCCUCAUCUUCCCAGCUGCCUUCGGUGCCACCGCAUGGCUCCUACUUGGCCACUUCUCUCCCAUCUACGGUAUUAUAAACGCUCUGUGGUGUACCGUCUUCACCGAGUGGUGGAAACACCAGGAAGUCGAUCUAGCGGUGCGCUGGGGCGUCCGUGGCGUCUCAAACAUCGAGCAUAGGAAGAAGGACUUCAGGCAUGAGAAGCUGAUCACUGAUCCAGUCACUGGGGAGAAGGUUGGAAUGUUCCCCGGGACUAAGAGGCUGCAAAGGCAGCUUCUUCAGGUUCCGUUUGCUCUUGGUGCGGCCAUAAUGCUCGGCGGUCUGAUCGCGACUUGCUUUGGCAUUGAGGUCUUUAUCUCUGAGGUCUACGAUGGGCCGCUUAAAUGGCUCUUGGUCUUCAUUCCCACUGGCAUCCUCACCACCGUCAUGCCCAUUCUCACCGGCAUUCUGACAAAGUUUGCGACGCAACUCACCCAAUACGAAAACUACGAGACUCAUGGAACAUACGAAAAGGCCCUCACGCAGAAGAUCUUCGUCCUCAACUUCAUCACCUCCUACCUAGGCAUCUUCCUCACAGCUUUCGUCUACGUCCCAUUCGGCAACAUCAUCGUACCGUACCUCGACGUCUUUAGUCUGACAGUCAGGCCUUUUGCGGAAAACGAGAAGCAGCUGCAAGGUGCUAAACCAGGCUGGACCAUCAAUCCUGACCGUCUGCGAAAGCAGGUCAUAUACUUCACCGUCACAGCUCAAAUCGUCAAUCUAGGGAUGGAACUCGUGGUGCCGUAUCUCAAACGUCGCGGCUUCUCCAAGUACAAGGAGAUGCAGUCCGAGCGUGCUGCGAAGAACGGCGGUGUUCCUCCAUCUCCUGCGACCAAUGAUGCACCCGAGGAUGCGGCAUUCCUCAAGCGCGUGCGUCAAGAAGCCGAACUCGACGUCUACGACGUGACUACAGACCUUCGUGAAAUGGUCCUGCAGUUCGGCUAUCUUUCCCUCUUCUCCGUCGUCUGGCCCCUCACAGCGGUGUCCUUCCUCGUCAACGACUGGGUCGAGCUGCGCGCUGACGCCAUCAAAAUCUGUGUCGAGAUGCAACGUCCCACACCCUGGCGCGCAGACACCAUCGGCCCCUGGCUUGACUCCCUCGGCUUCCUCACGUGGAUGGGCAGCCUCACAACCUCCGCACUCGUCUAUCUCUUCAGCAACGACGGCCUCGGUCCUGACGGCCACCCUUCCAGCAUCAAGUGCUGGGCGCUCCUUCUCAGCAUGAUGCUCUCUGAACACGCGUUCUUCCUCGUGCGCUAUGGUGUCGAGAUGGCUAUCAGCAAGCUUGAUUCUCCAGGUCUGCAGAAAGAGCGUAGGGAGAGGUUCCUUAUCAGGAAGCAGUACUUUGAGGAGAACCUGAGUCAAUUGCAGAAGAUGCCAAAGAUGUCUGCAGGAGCUGGCGGCAGCAUUACGAGGGAGAGUCUCGAGGAGGACGCCCGCAGGGGCAGUAUGAACGAGAGCACGCCCGAGACGAGGUUUUGGUCGAGGCAGCAGGGGUGGAAGGAGACCGUUGCCGUGGGGAAGGAGUUGAUUGAGAGGGGCGAGAUGGAGAAGAGUCCUGAGAGGAAGAAGGAGCUUUGAAGAGGAGACACGAGGCUAGUGGAAUAGUUAUGGGGCAGGGGCGAGACUGCGCUACGGCAAUAAGCAAUGAGUUGGGAGAUGACGGCGUUCUGGAUGACUUGGAUGAGACAUGAACUCUGCAUUACUAGCGUGAAACGGCUUGGGACUACUCGAGCCCUCUUGGUAAUAAAUAAUACAGAUAUUGUACCGUGCAAUCCUAUGCCUAUACACACACAUCAUGAUCUAACAAGCAGACACUACUACCCCACAACAUCUCCACCAAACCCAACCGGCCGUCUCACCCUUCCCUCCUGCCACGGCACAAUAGCCAUAGCCUUAUACGUCUUCCCC
Molecule: messenger RNA, 2510 nt
Organism: Trematosphaeria pertusa
Lineage: Eukaryota; Fungi; Ascomycota; Dothideomycetes; Pleosporales; Trematosphaeriaceae
Product: DUF590-domain-containing protein
Exons: 5
Coding region: 21-2180 (719 amino acids)
Biological process (GO): chloride transmembrane transport
Cellular component (GO): cortical endoplasmic reticulum
Molecular function (GO): chloride channel activity
Source: RefSeq, a predicted model, not a curated record